AUGCCAUCCGCUACGGUCGACGGUGCUGGGCCAACUGACAGCCAUGUGCUGUCUCAAGUGGAACAGUAUGAGAAAGGGCUCUCACAAAAAGCUGGUGACACACUAGAAAUCACCAAUCUCGGAUGGGAUGAACCUCCAGAUGCUAUCGAGGAACCUUUGGUGGCAGGACUCUCAAAUGAAGAUUUGUGGAUGCUCAUUAGACGAUUUGACAAGCAAGUCUAUCGAGUCCAAGCAAUUCCAGAUGCUCCCAUGCAGAGAUUAGAUCUCACGCGCAAAGACGACGAUGAAUUCUCACCGGAUAAACUCAGGGCUACACUUGAACGUUUCUAUAUAACCGUUAUUGUUGGCUUCACCAAUUGUAUCAAACAUAUUGCUCGACUACGGUCUUGGAAGGAGCCGCGACGAACCGCAGUUUACUUCUUAUCAUGGAUUCUCGAUUUACUCAUGCCAGCUACGCUACUCACUCUAAUUGCCCUGGUGGUGUACCCACCAUGUCGAUCACUGUUGUUCCCUCCCGCUCCAAUCCCUCUUGUCAACAAAGACACGGGAGGUGUACAAAAGCCAAAGGCUGGAAUCCUAGGAUCUGAUGACAGUAUCACAGGUGCCCCCGAGAAAUUCAAGGGCGAGGCAGCCGAGCAAGAGGCCAGUAAUCUUGUCGCAGGCGUUGCCAGUGUGGCUGUGGGAAGCGCAGUUGGGAAGCAUGAUCAAGGAGUCCCUGAUGAUGCACCUCUCGAGGAAGACGUACCGGAUGCGAUGGAGAUUGUUGCCAAUACUGCCGAUGCGCAAACCGCCGCCCAUGGAAAGGUGCCGGAAGACUCCUAUGACAAAACACGACAGCCUAUGAAGCAGAGCGUGAUGGACGCUGCGAACGUUUCAAUGCAGGUGGUAGGCGACAUCACGGAUACCUAUGAGAAGAUGGCCAAUGCUCUAUCCGCCACAUCCCCAUUUCCUGAAGUGCGUCCUCGUCUGCGCCUGGUGGCUGUGUUAGGCCCAGCAUUUCUGGCCUCAACACUGACGUCUUGUUACGUCUUCAUGAAGCUCAAUACACUUUUGAUCGGGCUCGCCUUCUUUGGAGACCCUGCCAUCAGACGAGGGAUUGUACAUCUGAAUACCCGCUUCCCCGAGUGGCAGAAGCUUGUUGAGUUACAAAAUUUGCUUCUGAAAGGCAUUCCAACAAAUGCCCAGCUGGCCCUUACUCUUCUUCGCAUUGGCGAGGCUAAUGCGUCACCACUUCCACCCCCUCCAACCACACAAGACAAAGUGCCCUCGCGGCCAACUUCUUUAAACAAUGAGGAAAUCAACCUAGGCGCUACUGACGAGGAAAUUAAACAAGCGGCUCUGGUCAAGCGUGAUGACCAUACCGAGGAGGUCCAAGCUUCGCCAGAGAAGGGCCACAAAAGGACAUUUGGAUCCAGCGUCCUGAGCUUCUUUCGAGGAACUACGGCCAGUGGUGUCGAGAGCAAAAGAGGGAUCGAUCGCUUGCGAGCAGCGGUCGGUUCACACCAGGCCAAGAAUCGUUUGGGUGUCCUACGUGAUAGAGGGAAGAAGAUAAUACCAAGUGGCCCUGUGGCAUUUGACGCUCGUUGCAAGGGCAAGCGCGGCACUGUGGUCAUCGACUCAACCAAACAGCCUCCACUGCUGUAUUUCACGACCGAUACACCGCAGCAGGGAGACGCAUCGUUGGAGAAUCGCAAGGCUGGAUCGGUUCUGUUCACCAUGCCGGUGACUGAUAUCCAGGAGAUGCGAAAAUUAGGUGGUAUGGGAUGGAAAGGGAAAUUGGUUGUUGGUUGGGCUCUUGGUAGUAAGGAGGUGGUUGAUGGGUUGCUCAUCACUGGCAGGAAGCCAGAGCAGUCACAUCGACUUACUGCCAUGGGGACAAGGAACCAAUUAUUUAAUCGGCUUAUUGCCAUCGAUGGACAGGUUUGGGCAAGCUGUUGA
Molecule: messenger RNA, 1938 nt
Organism: Penicillium robsamsonii
Lineage: Eukaryota; Fungi; Ascomycota; Eurotiomycetes; Eurotiales; Aspergillaceae
Product: DUF3292 domain-containing protein
Exons: 5
Coding region: 1-1938 (645 amino acids)
Source: RefSeq, a predicted model, not a curated record